UUGUACCCUAAAUAAAAUUGUAGCUGAGUAAGCAUGAAUAAAAAAGGCUAAUGAUCCCUGUGUAUGACAUCUAUCAAAAAGAGCACAGCAAAUUAAAAAAAUCGAUUAUCGAUCAUCAUGAUCAUCGAUGGACUAUAUCAACGGGUGUCUUCAUUUUAAAUCGCGCAUCCGCUAAGUACUGUCUGAGGUAGAUGUGGAUCUCUUCUCUCUCUGUCUCUCUCUUCCUCAAUUUUGUAAAAGUCACACCAGCCUAACUGACCGUCUUAACUUUGUGGAUAUUUUUUCUCAAGAUCGAUGAACAAGUUGCAAAAUAGAAGAAAAAAUUUAAUUAUGGACUAUAUAUUCAUCAUUGGAUUGCUAAGUAAAAUAUGUACACAUGUUUGCCUAGGCAGCACUCAAACGGCUAGGGUGACUCUAUAUACAACACCCAUAACUUGGAACGAAGCACAGCGAUUCUGUCGCGCCAUCAAUCAGACAUUGUUGACCAUUACUUCUCAGAAAAGACUGGAUGCUUUAAAAUACUUUUUGACCAAAGAACCAUGGAAUUCAAUCAGGGAGCCACAAUUCUGGAUUGGACUCCAUGCACCAUUUAAGAAAACGAGAUCUCGCUUUGAAUGGGAAGGUUCUUGCAAAGAGCCAUCAUUUGCAUUUUGGGGAAAGACCCCUCCUGCCACAACAGACUACAGAUAUUGUACGUACGGCAGUGUGAAAAAAUUACGAGUGAAGUUUGAGACAGCAGAUUGUUUUCAGAGUGAGAAAAUGUUUAUGUGUGAGGAAUCCCAUGGUACCUGUCUAUUUGACGUCAAACGAAACGCCUUUGGAAACAUCAUGGCAUCACUACACAUAGAAAAUGCCAGCGUUUCCAUCUGUAAGAUCGCCUGUAAUAAUUUCGUCUCAGAAACUGGUCAUCGCUGCUCUGGCUUCAAUUACAAUGACGUCAUCAAUAGUUGCGGACUAAUGACGAGUGACAAUUUGUAUCGUCUGGAUAAGUACCACCGUCCAUCCGAUUCCAAUCACCAGAUGUUCAUCAAAAGAUGCGACAUCCAAGCUAAGCUGGAAACAACCAACACAUACUUCCGUCGGUUGUGUCCCUUAGGCCCCGUUAGUCAGUGUGCUGUCAGUAGACGCUUUUGCAAUGAUUCUUACGAUGAGAAGCUACCAGACUUUGGAGAAUGUGUUUGUAAAUGCAACAAGCCUACAACUAAACUAAACCUGACUCAAAUUAUUGAAAACAUCGUAGACACCAUACGCAUCCCUCCCAAAAAUACGUCUAUCGCCAUCAGACAGAAAAUUUCUGUAGAUGACACGCGCAUGAGCUCGCGUGGUAUUGGAUACGUUGCCAUAGCAAUAAUGUCCACCAUCUUUGGCGGAAUCAUUCUUAUGGAUCUGAAUACCUUAAGAAUGCAUUUUGCGUGAUGAUAUAAGUAAAUACCAGGCAGUACUUUUGUCCAACCUAAUAGAGAAAAAAGUACCUUUAUAUAUAAAUAUGAGGCAUUUGCCCAAUAUACAUAUACA
This is a messenger RNA of Saccostrea cuccullata (small rock oyster), 1515 nucleotides long. RefSeq lists its product as uncharacterized. Lineage: Eukaryota; Metazoa; Mollusca; Bivalvia; Ostreida; Ostreidae. The record is from RefSeq and is a predicted model, not a curated record. The coding region runs from base 295 to 1416 and encodes 373 amino acids. The transcript has 6 exons.